This is a messenger RNA of Malus domestica (apple), 1326 nucleotides long. RefSeq lists its product as uncharacterized. Gene Ontology annotation, molecular function: translation initiation factor activity; guanyl-nucleotide exchange factor activity. Gene Ontology annotation, cellular component: eukaryotic translation initiation factor 2B complex. NCBI's taxonomy places the organism in Eukaryota, Viridiplantae, Streptophyta, Magnoliopsida, Rosales, Rosaceae. The record is from RefSeq and is a predicted model, not a curated record. Gene Ontology annotation, biological process: translational initiation.
AUGGCGGACGUCCAAGGUCUCGUGAAUGAGCUUGCUACCAGUCUCCGGAAGCGGAAAGUCGAGGGUUCACGGGAGACUGCUCGGCUAACGGCAGAAUUGCUUCGGACAGUUAUAUCGGCACAGAAGUUGCCAUCACCUACAAACCAGGCAGCUGCUCUUAUUGCGGCGGUAAGAGGCGUUGGCCAGCGGCUUAUUGCUGCUAAUCCUGUUGAGCUUGCUAUUGGGAACAUCGUGAGGCGCAUUUUCCAUAUUAUUAGGGAAGAGGAGCUUUCACUCCAAGUUGAAGGGUUGUCUUUAUCCACUCAAGGCAGGGAUAGAGAUCGUGAUGAGGAAGACGAUAAAGCGUUCCUCUCGUCUGCCGCGACUUCUCAAAGACUUCUGCGUUCACCUUCACUGGCUGAUCUUCUUGGGAGCAGAGCCGCUAUGGCACCAGCUUCAACGAAUCAAGAAAUCCAGGGGAAAGGCAAGUCUUCUGAUAAAAGUCCAAGUAGCUGGACAUUGAAGCACAAUGUCAUAGAGGCAGUUAAUGACCUCAUUGAAGAUAUAAUAACUUGCCAUGAACAGAUUGCGGAUCUGGCGGUGGAGCUUAUACAUCAAAAUGAGGUGGUACUAACCUUAGGUCAGUCAAGAACCGUGAAAAAGUUCCUAUGUGCUGCGAAGAAGAAACGAUCAUUCCAUGUCUUUGUUGCUGAGGGUGCUCCAAAGUAUCUGGGUCAUGUUCUUGCAAAAGCGUUGGCUGCAAAAGGUUUGCAAACUACAAUGAUUACCGACUCUUCAGUUUUCGCCAUGAUUUCACGAGUAAACGUUGUCAUAGUCGGGGUUCAUGCCGUGAUGGCCAAUGGUGGGAUCAUAGCUCCUGUUGGGACGAAUAUGGUUGCACUUGCUGCAAAAAAGCAUGCUGUUCCGUUUGUUGUGGUUGCUGGCACUCAUAAGUUGUGUCCACUAUAUCCUAAUAAUCCAGAGGUUUUGCUGAAUGAUAUGAGAUGCCCAUCAGAACUCUUAUCUUUUGGGGAAUUCUCAGAUUUCGUGGAUUUUAGUAUCGGCAGUGGAGCUUCUCUUCUUAACAUUGUUAAUCCUGCAUUUGAUUAUGUGCCACCGGAGCUAGUCAGCCUUUUUGUUACUGAAAUAGGGGGGCACAAUCCAUCAUAUAUCUAUAGGCUCAUUUCAGAUUUUUACUGUGCUGAUGAUUUGCCUCGACAACAAAAACCGGCUUCUUGAAUUGAAUUUUCUAAUUCCAUGCAGUCGAGAUAUAUUUCCUUUUUAUUAUGUAUGUUCGAGAUACUAGUAUUCUUUUCGGCAUUCUGAUUUUGUCUUACAUUGUAUUUC